AUGGGCGGCUCCUGGAACCGCAGCGACGCCCCCGAGGGCGCGCGGGAGUCGCCGUGGGCUGCGCUGCCGCCGUGCGACGAGCGCCGCUGCUCGCCCUUUCCCCUGGGGGCGCUGGUGCCGGUGACCGCCGUGUGCCUGGGCCUGUUCGCUGUCGGGGUGACCGGCAACGUGGUGACCGUGCUGCUGAUCGGACGCUACCGGGACAUGCGGACCACCACGAACUUGUAUCUGGGCAGCAUGGCCGUGUCCGACCUGCUCAUCCUGCUCGGGCUCCCCUUCGACCUGUACCGCCUGUGGCGCUCGCGGCCCUGGGUGUUCGGGCCGCUGCUCUGUCGCCUGUCGCUCUACGUGGGCGAGGGCUGCACCUACGCCACGCUGCUGCACAUGACGGCGCUCAGCGUCGAGCGCUACUUGGCCAUCUGUCGCCCGCUCCGUGCCCGCGUGCUGGUCACCCGGCGCCGCGUCCGCGCGCUCAUCGCGGUGCUCUGGGUCGUGGCGCUGCUCUCCGCCGGGCCCUUCUUCUUCCUUGUGGGCGUCGAGCAGGACCCCGGCAUCUACGUGCUCUCGGACCUUAAUGGCACCGCGCGGGCCACGCCCUCGGCCCCCGCCUCGCCGCCGCCCCUCUGGCCCUCGGGGGCGCCCUCGCUGUCCUCCUCGCUGUCCCCCUCGCUGUCCCCGCCGUCGGGGCCUGAGGCCGCGGCGGCCGCGGCGCUGUUCAGCCGCGAGUGCCGGCCGAGCAGCGCGCAGCUGGGUGCGCUGCGCGUCAUGCUGUGGGUCACCACCGCCUACUUCUUCCUGCCCUUCCUGUGCCUCAGCGUCCUCUACGGGCUCAUCGGGCGCGAGCUGCGGAGGAGCCGCGGGCGGCUGCGAGGCCCGGCCGUCUCGGGGCGGGAGAGGGGCCACCGGCAGGCCGUCCGCGUCCUGCUGGUGGUGGUUCUGGCAUUCAUAGUGUGCUGGUUGCCUUUCCACGUUGGCAGGAUUAUUUACAUAAACACGGAAGAUUCCCGAAUGAUGCACGUCUCUCAAUACUUUAACAUCGUUGCCCUGCAACUGUUCUACCUGAGCGCAUCCAUCAAUCCCAUCCUCUACAACCUCAUUUCGAAGAAGUAUAGAGCAGCGGCCUGGAAACUGCUGCUCGCGAGACAGUCCAGGCCGAGAGGUUUGUGCGGCAGCAGGGACACUGCCGGGGACGCUGCAGGGGACGCUGUGGGGGACACAGGGGGAGACACGGCAGUCUGCACCGAGACCAGCGCUAACGUAAAGACGACGGAGUAA
Messenger RNA from Propithecus coquereli (Coquerel's sifaka), 1275 nucleotides. It is a transcript of the gene MLNR, whose product is annotated as motilin receptor. NCBI's taxonomy places the organism in Eukaryota, Metazoa, Chordata, Mammalia, Primates, Indriidae. The transcript has 2 exons. The record is from RefSeq and is a predicted model, not a curated record. Gene Ontology annotation, biological process: G protein-coupled receptor signaling pathway. Gene Ontology annotation, cellular component: plasma membrane. Gene Ontology annotation, molecular function: G protein-coupled peptide receptor activity. Bases 1 to 1275 code for a protein of 424 amino acids.